This is a messenger RNA of Phalacrocorax carbo (great cormorant), 592 nucleotides long. The record is from RefSeq and is a predicted model, not a curated record. NCBI's taxonomy places the organism in Eukaryota, Metazoa, Chordata, Aves, Suliformes, Phalacrocoracidae.
GGCUCCCCGCUGCUGCGUGAUCUCUGCUGACCCCGGUGAGUCUCUGCUCCCCUUCCUCCUGCAUCGCUUGUUGCGCAGCUUUGGUCUCCAGCUGCCAUUCACCCAGCAGCCGCGGCACCCCCAAACGCCUCCCUGCGAGGCACCGGGGUUGCAACUGCUCCUCUGCAGCAUCGCGGACUGAUUUGGGCAGGUUGGGGGGGGACGGGCCCCCAUCGCUGCCCUGACCCCACCCCCGGUGCUCUGCCCUCCAGGCGUGCAGGAGGCUGGCGAUGGCAUGUCCCCUGGAGCAGGCGCUGGCCGUGAUGGUCACCACCUUCCACAAGUACUCGGGGAAGGAGGGGGACAAGUACAAACUCAGCAAGGCAGAGCUCAAGGAGCUGCUGAACAAGGAGCUGCCCGUCUUCGGGAGCAAACAAAUGGACGAGGUGGAGUUCAGGAGGCUUGUGAACGACCUGGACCAUGACAAGGACAGCGAGGUGGAUUUUAAGGAGUACGUCUGCUUCCUGGCCUGCGUCACCAUGGGCUUCAACGAGUUCUUCAAGGACGGCUCCACCAAGCAGCCCCGCAAGAAGUGACCCCCGCUGCCCACAGC